Papaver somniferum (opium poppy) is the source of this 1854-nucleotide messenger RNA. RefSeq lists its product as uncharacterized. NCBI's taxonomy places the organism in Eukaryota, Viridiplantae, Streptophyta, Magnoliopsida, Ranunculales, Papaveraceae. The transcript is spliced from 2 exons. Gene Ontology annotation, molecular function: catalytic activity. The record is from RefSeq and is a predicted model, not a curated record. Bases 1 to 1854 code for a protein of 617 amino acids.
AUGUUCUGGAAUAUCAGAGGCCUUAAAGUAACUAGGGCCAAAGAUAAACUUAGAUCUUUAGUUAAUCAAUUUAAUCCUUCACUAAUCUGGAUAGCAGAACCUAAAGUAAGAGCUAAAAGGAAUUUUGUUAAAAACUUAAGAGUGCCUGGUAUGAGUCAAAUGCUUAUAAAUAAUUCAAGUGAUACUAAGAAAGGGAAUAUUUGGUUAUUAUGGCACUAUUCACUGGAAAUUCCAACAAUUAUAUCAAGCACAAAACAAGUUAUAACUGUCAGAGUUGGGGAAGUACUUGUCACUGGCAUUCAUGCAGCAUGUUUAACAGUGGAUAGGAGGGAACUAUGGGAAGAAUUGUUGAAGAUUAAUAAAAUGCAACUUCCAUGGUUAGUACUUGGUGAUUUUAAUACUAUCUUAAGUUGUGAUGAAAAAGUAGAAGGAAGAAGUCCUCUAAGAUUAUCAAUGACAAAUUUCAAUAACUGCUUAGAUCAUUGUGGGCUUUUGCAAGCUCCAAAAUCUGGUAUUCAGUUUUCUUGGUGCAACAACAGAGUAGGUAAGAAGAGAAUACUAUGUGAUCUAGAUAAAGCCUUCUUUAAUGCAAAAUGGUUGGAGUUAUAUGCUAGUUGGAGAUAUAAAGUGGGAGUCAAAGGAGUCUCAGAUCAUGGUGCAUUGAUGGGUAGUACAACUGACAUUCGUAAACCUCAAAACAUACCUUUUAGAUACCAACCAAUAUGGACUUCUCAUCCUAAAUUUCUACAAUUUCUUAAACAAUCAUGGGAAGAAGAAUACAAUGGAAAUCAUGUUUUUAGUUUUAUGAGUAAACUUAAGAGAUUCAAAAUUAGUGUCAAGAAAUGGAACUGGGAGGUUUUUGGAGACUUAAGAAUUAAAGUCAAAGAAACUGAAGAUGAAGUUCUAAAUGCUGCAUUGCUCUCAGAUGCUCAACCAGAAAAUGUAGCUUUGCUUGAUAAACUAAUCACUGCAAGAGGGAAGCAUGAAAUAGAAACUCAACAAUAUAAUGAACUAUUAAGAUCAAAAUCAAGAAUCAAAUGGGUGAAAGAAGGAGAACCAAAUUACAUAUUUGAGCACCAUGAUGUGUUCUUUGAUGAAAAUCUUUUUGAAGCCAUUCCUAAAGUAAUAACAAAUGAAGAUAAUGAUCAAAUGGAUGCUUUACCUUCAUCUCAAGAGAUUAAAGAUGCAGUUUUUUCUAUGGAUCCAAACAGUUCUCCUGGCCCUGAUGGGUUUCCAGGUAGUUUCUACAUAUUCUCUUGGGAAAUAAUAUGCAGGGACUUAAUAAGUGCAAUACAAUACUGCUGGAGAUGCAAAUUUGUUCCAAAAGGGAUGAAUUAUAACUUUCUGUUGUUGCUACCUAAAAUACCUGGUGCUAGAAAAACAGAUCAAUUCAGGCCCAUAGGAUUAUCCAAUUUUUGCUUCAAGAUCAUCACAAGAAUAAUCACAACAAGACCACUCUCUGUUCUGCACAAAGUAAUAUCAUUUCAACAAGGUGCAUUCAUAAAAGGAAGGAAUAUUCAAGAGAAAAUUGUACUUGCUUCUGAGCUUGUAAAUGAGUUAGAUAUUAAAAGAAGGGGAGGCAAUGUAGGGUUAAAAUUGGACAUAAUUCAAGCUUUUGACUCAAUGAGCUGGGAAUUCAUUUUUGCAACACUCAAGCAUUUUGGCUUAUCUCAAAUGAGUAUAAAUUGGUUGAAGAUAAUCUUUGAAUCUGCAAGAGUAUCAGUGCUAGUAAAUGGAGGGCCAUUUGGUUUUUUUGAAGUGGGAAGAGGUCUCGGGCAAGGAGACCCGUUAUCUCCCAUACUUUUUGUGAUAGCUGAAGAGGUUUUGAGCAGAAACUUAAGAAAAAUGAUUUAA